This is a messenger RNA of Paramormyrops kingsleyae, 1810 nucleotides long. It is a transcript of the gene dctd, whose product is annotated as dCMP deaminase. The record is from RefSeq and is a predicted model, not a curated record. Gene Ontology annotation, molecular function: zinc ion binding; dCMP deaminase activity. NCBI's taxonomy places the organism in Eukaryota, Metazoa, Chordata, Actinopteri, Osteoglossiformes, Mormyridae. Gene Ontology annotation, cellular component: cytoplasm.
UAUAAUAGUUAUUUUAAUGGGGGAUUAAUAUGAUUGAUUGUGAAGUUGCAACUGGCAACCUUUACUUUCGCUAAGGCCGUGUGGGAGAAUGACGUAGAAAUCGCACGUGUUGCGAAUUAGGAAGUGACAAUUCCUAUAGACGGAAUAUUUAGUUUGCUUUUUGUAAAAACAAAGAGAGAGAGAGAGAAUUUUAAUACCAUGAGCAACGAAGGGUUUGACGCUGCAUCUACACGGAGGUCACCACACGGGUAACUGCUAUUUUGUGAUAUAUACGGGCUGAGACCCAGCCUCUCACUAUGAAAAGGGAGGACUACCUGGAGUGGCCUGAAUAUUUUAUGGCGGUUGCCUUCCUGUCAGCUCAAAGAAGCAAGGAUCCAAGCUCACAGGUUGGCGCCUGCAUUGUGAGCCAGGAGAACAAGAUAGUGGGGAUUGGGUACAACGGGAUGCCCAAUGGGUGCAGUGACGACCUGCUCCCCUGGAGCCGUGAAGGUCCCGACAAGCUGAACACCAAGUACCCCUACGUGUGCCACGCUGAGCUGAACGCCAUCAUGAACAAGAACUCCUACGAUGUCAAGGGCUGCUCCAUAUACGUGGCCCUGUUCCCCUGUAACGAAUGCGCUAAGCUCAUCAUCCAGGCAGGUAUAAAGGAGGUGAUUUAUUUAUCAGACAAGUACCACGAUAACCCUGAAAUGACUGCCUCGAGACGCCUCUUUGACAUGGCGAGGGUCACAUGCAGAAGGAAGCCUGUACAACAAGGAGAGGACUCGCAGAACUUCACACACGCAGAGCAGAGGCGUGUUUCAACAUCCAGACGAUGGAGGCGUGAGGUGACAGUUCUACACAUGCUGUCAGUAUUUUUUACACAUGAAGAACAGUGAAAUUCAGCUUUGUGCUCUGCUGCCUGUCAGCUCGCGCUUCCCUGAACUACUGCAAAAAAAAACAAGGACGGUUUUGCUCGUCUUACGGUGGAGGUGUGUGGCUCAGUGAGUUACGCUGUUGUGCUCGUGGUCAGCAGAGCACCGGUUCAAAUCACGAUUUCACUGUUGGGCCAUUGAGCAAGACCCUUAACCCCAGUUUCUCCAUGGAUUACAUGACGCUGCUUUUUCAUUUGUACUCGCUUGAAUAAAAGUGUCUGGUAAAUAAAAUGCUAAUGCACUAUAUUCAGGUUGCAAGACAGUUGAUUUUUUUUAAUGGCUAGACGGCAUAGACAAACUGCCUCAUCAUACAGUACAUGUAUCACUGAUUCUAUCGCCUUUUAUCCAGUUUUAAGUGUUAUUCUUACUAUUUAAACACCUGUAACUUUGGGAUGUUGAAUCCAUGUAUUCUUAGCUAGAAGGCUCCUCUGCCUCUCAUUGACAUGAACAAUAAGCUUACAGUUGUAUCCGUCAGACUUUUGCUGUGGUUUACAGUGACACUAAAGUGGACUAUUUCAUCAUACCUUAACUCCCGUGAAAGGCUGACCUUUCAAAUGAGAUUUCAGCAAAUCAGCAGUACCAAAAUACUGCAGCGAUCUUAUUGAAGUCAAAACUCCUGGGAAAAUUUUGAAGGACAGUGCUCUGAAUCAUUGACAAUAUACUGUUCAAUAAUUUUACUCCAAACAAGUCAUAACUUAUCCCAAGCGACCUAGUGAUCUUAGGCGGCACCUAGUCAUUACAGGUCAUCGUCAACUUAUGGCCACGAUCGGUUCCGACUGACCUGUCGUAAGUGGAUUUGGUCAUGUCAGCCCUUAAUUUUUAUUUAUUAAAUUUUUUUUUGCAAAAAUGAUCACAUGUAUAGUAUACUGUAUCAUAAGAUUAUAUAAUUUUGAUGC